AUGGCCGCUAUGAUAGCCGGCCUCUAUCGCCCUUUAUCACCCACUCAAAUCCGCUUGAUACGCUUGAACCCAAAUAUUGAGGACCCUGUCUGCGGGCACUUGGUAGAGACAGAGCUGGCAGACGCUCCACCAUACCAUGCUAUCAGUCACGCUUGGGUCCCAGGCAUCUCUGUCAAAGCAACACCAGAAAUCAAUAGGGUGCACCUGAGUAAUCAUCUUGCGACUUGCAUUCGUCGACUUCAAAAGUUCGCCACUGAGAAUCUUGAGCUUAGCCCUAGGGUCGCUCACAUAUGGCUCGACAGUAUCUGUAUAAACCAAGACGAUGUCCACGAACGAGCAUUACAAGUGGCUAUGAUGGGGAGCAUCUACCGUCAGUCGAUUAGAACAUUGAUAUGGCUUGGUGAGGAGUCUUCGCCGUCAAUUCAUCUCGCAUGGCAGCUAAUCAACGACAUCUACGCCAUAUUCCAAAAGCAAAACCCAUUAGCCAGAUCAUUAUCUGAUAUAGCUACCCGAACAUACGACGAUAAAUUGCAUACUACGGCAGGGUUGCCCCCAUUUCAUACUGCUAAAUGGGUCCACUUGAAGCAUUUGAUGGACCUCAGGUGGUUUUCGAGAAUGUGGAUCGUGCAAGAAGUCGUUCUCUCACGAGGAGAUCCAAUCUUUCUUCACGGCGAUUGCCACUAUGCUUGGGAGCCACUGGGCUGGGCCGUAGGAUGGCUACGGAGAUCCGGAUAUUUACGACUUCCCCAGGUCCCCGAGCAGCUGAGAAAUGUCGACACCAUUUCCAAUCUCCGACGUGCGCGUACACGUUGGCCGCUUGACGCCCUGAUGUCAAUCACCCAAGUCAAGUUUCACGCUACAGACCAGAGAGAUAAGGUCUACGGUGUUUUGGGCCUGGCACUUGAGUGCGAGGACGGUUCUGGCUUACCAGAAGAGCUGAAGCCAGACUACACUAUUGAUGUCGCUACUUUAUACCAACGGGUGGCACGCUUCCUCCUCAAGAAGAACCGUUCUCUUGCCAUUCUUACACGUGCACGUUGUGUAGACGGGACAGAAACGAGGAAGCAGCGUGUACAUGGCAUAGACCUCCCCUCGUGGUGUCCUGACUGGAGUGACUUCAACACGUAUAAUGAAGGUAUCUCAACAAGCCUCUCUUGGAUCGAAUACUCCAACAUUCUCAAACCAGCACGUUUAGGCUUCCCUAGGCAAUACAGAGCCGCUGGUGGUUCGGAAGUUAGUUUUGGGUCCCUGAAGCCUGACUCCGAGGAGAGUACACUCCUACAGCUCAAUGGCUUUAUAGUCGAUCAGGUGGAUCAUGUCCACCAGUUCGAUUUCGGCUCAUUCGGUCAUGGACAGGCACUGGCUCAGUUCGAUUCAGCAAUGGCACCAAUUGUAAGAAUCGCCCUCACUCUUAUACCAGCCACGGAUACACUUGGGUGGAUGGGACAAUUCAUCCAGACAACAACAGCGAGACAGUAUUAUCUAAAUGGUAAAGACCUAGAUCAAAGCACUUCAGAUGGCGCAGCGUGGUUACAUGGCUUCUUCCAACGGAGAGAUGAUGUUGCGUCACUGCUUGAUAAGCAACCAGGAAAGGAUGAACUCAUGUCGCAAAUUCAGGAAGCGUCAACAGACGGUGCUAAGGAGGACUACAUAGCUCUCGUGCAGAACUUUUGCUUCGAUCGAGCAUUUAUUAUCACAGGGUGUGGACGAAUAGGCAUAGGGCCUUCCAGCACCUGUCCUGAAGACAAAGUUUCAGUCAUCUUUGGAGGAGACGUUCCCUACAUAAUAAGGGGUACUGGUGAUUAUUUGAAUCUGGUUGGCGAGUCGUACAUUCAUGGGCUCAUGGAAGCACAGACGAUCGACAAGUAUAAAACGGGUUUAAUCCAGAAGGAAGUGUUUUGUUUUAAAUAA
This is a messenger RNA of Fusarium fujikuroi IMI 58289, 1911 nucleotides long. RefSeq names its product related to het-6-heterokaryon incompatibility protein. The transcript has a single exon. Bases 1 to 1911 code for a protein of 636 amino acids. Lineage: Eukaryota; Fungi; Ascomycota; Sordariomycetes; Hypocreales; Nectriaceae. The record is from RefSeq and is a predicted model, not a curated record.